Messenger RNA from Clupea harengus (Atlantic herring), 2801 nucleotides. It is a transcript of the gene lmx1al, whose product is annotated as LIM homeobox transcription factor 1, alpha-like. Lineage: Eukaryota; Metazoa; Chordata; Actinopteri; Clupeiformes; Clupeidae. The record is from RefSeq and is a predicted model, not a curated record. Gene Ontology annotation, biological process: neuron differentiation; regulation of transcription by RNA polymerase II. Gene Ontology annotation, cellular component: nucleus. Gene Ontology annotation, molecular function: DNA-binding transcription factor activity, RNA polymerase II-specific; RNA polymerase II transcription regulatory region sequence-specific DNA binding.
UGUUUGUCAUUCGGACUGAUUGAACAAUAUUUAAGCACCCAUCCCUGGUCUCUUUUCUCAGAAAAAAAGAAGAUGCUUAAAAUCCUCUUUUCAGCUUCUAGCUUCUAGCAAAAAGGUAUUUUAAGCGUCUACUGUAUUUAAAUGAUUCGUAUCGUCUUCUUAAAAAUGCGACAUAAGGUUGUUCGACUCCAGAAAUACUCAGGAUACUUCUCCACUGACGUAAACUGAUAACGGUUUUCAGGAAAGCGUCUUUUUCUUUCCACGGGAGGGCAGCAGUGAUGUGUAACGCUAAUCAUUGGAACUGGUCUAGGCACAAUGGCACCAACAUUCAAUAAUGAUUGGUUUAUUUCAAAUAUAUAAGUUUGUAGAGCAUAGGCUAAUAGAUAAACAUAAAUUGGAAACUUGGUAAAUCGGCCAUUGUUUACUUGGCGUGCCAUUUCAUUAACUUACAUUGAUUCCAAUAAAUUGUGUAAGUCAGCAUAACACACUUACGCACAAAUCACCUACUAAACGUCCGUUUUAGAAUAGUUCACAGAGCGAAGACCUUUCACUGGCCGUUUUAAUAUUUCAUCCAUUUUAUUUUUGCUUCUUAGCCUAUAUCCAAUGUUUGAUUUGUUGAUAGCCUAAUACCAGUUUAAUCUUUAACAGAAUACAGCAAUAAAACAUACAAUAUUGCUGUAUUGUAUAUUUAUAACGAGUUCUGAGAUUGACACCAAGUCUCAUAAGCCUUCCUGUCUAAAACACGCACACACACACACACACACACACACACGCAUAUACUCACUCACACACAAAAGCAUUGCCUUCUCUCACACACGCGCGCGUUCUUACUAGAACAUGCUGACCACCUCUAAAUAACAAUACAUUGUCUCGCACACUGGUACGGUAUACACCUCUACCUCCUCAAUGCUUUUUCUUGCCCACUACCCAAACCCUCUCUGUCUCCCCCUCCCUCCCUUCCUCCCUCCCUUCAUUUUUAUGCGCGCUGAACUGUGUGCACGGGCUGAGCCUGGAACGGCAACAAUACAGACAGGAGAUAUAAGUCAUUUUUUGGCAAUGACUAAGUGUCGCUGCGUAGACCUGCAUCUUGGAGUAUAACCUGGCCGUGCUUGUUGGUAUCUAGACAAAGUUUUAUUUUUAAGGUUUUUGAUGCUUCCAACAGAAAUCUCCGGAGGAGUGUGUUUCACCUCAAGCGAGCACUCCGAGGGAAGGAGGGACACAAUGAAAACCGAGGAGAGCCAAUCAUGUCGUCAGCAGGGACCCUCUGCCAUCCCUUUCGAACAUGUAGGAGGGGGAGAGGUGUGUGCAGGCUGCGAGUCGGCCAUUGCGGACCGCUUCCUCCUGCGGGUGAACGAGCGUUCCUGGCACGAGACGUGCGUCAAGUGUGCCGUGUGCCUGACCACGCUCACCGGCACCUGCUACUGCCGGGACCGCCUCCUCUACUGCAAGCACGACUACGAGAAGUUGUUUGUGCGGAAGUGCAGCGCGUGCCUGCAGGCCAUCGGGCGCUCGGAGCUGAUCAUGCGCGUGCUGGGUCAGGUGUACCACCUGGGCUGCUUCAGCUGCUGUGAGUGUGAGCGCAGGCUGCAGCGCGGGGACGAGUUCGUGCUCAAGGAGGGACAACUGCUCUGCCGCGUCGACUACGAGAAGGAGAGGGAGAUGCUGGCCGCCAUCAGCCCAGCCCCCACCGAGUCUGUGAAGAGUGAGGAUGAGGAUGGAGGAGGUAGCUCGCUGGCAGGGAAGGGAGGCGAUGAAGGCAAGGAUCACAAGCGGUCGAAGCGACCACGCACCAUACUGACCACACAGCAACGCCGCGCUUUCAAGGCCUCCUUCGAGGUGUCCUCCAAACCCUGCCGAAAGGUGAGGGAGUCACUGGCUGCUGAGACUGGCCUGACCGUCCGAGUGGUACAGGUGUGGUUCCAGAACCAGAGAGCAAAGAUGAAGAAGAUUGCCCGUCGGCAGCAGCAACAGCAGCAGCAGCAGCAGCAGGAGCAGGAGCAGCUGAGGGGGAGCAGGAGAGGGCCGAGCCGAGGAGGCCAACAGAGCAACGAUGACAGCGAGGAUGGUUCCAGUGGUCAUGGUUUGGACGGACUGCUUGCGUACCCCUCAAUGCAUCGGCAGCAGCUCUUAGCACUGGAUCCAAACAUCUACGUGAGUGAGCAGUUCCGCCACGGGCUCACUCCGCCUCAGCUGGGCCCAGAACAGAUGCACUCUUAUGACUCAGAAACAGUGUUUCAUGACCUGGACAGCGACGGAAGCCUCAGCCAGCUCGGUGACUGUCUCCUAGCGACGGCGGAGGGGGGCCUUUUGGCAGGCCGUGUGGGAAACCCAAUAGAUCGCCUCUACUCCAUGCAGAACUCCUACUUCACCUCAUGACCCACCCUACCCCCCCACCCCUACGCAGACCUUGACCCCACACAGACACCACCACCAUUGAGUGUGGGACAGCUGAUGAGAGGCCAUUGGUCCAUUGCUCAUGAAUGAAGCCCAUAGGAUUGCAUUGCCACAAGACUGAGCUUUACUCAAUGCCGGGACAUAAAUCAUAUAUGGAGGUAUUAAAAGGUCAUUUGGUAUUCUACUGAGAAUAACACUGAUGAGAUGAGGUUUUCCUAGGAGACAUUAUGUAGUUGUUUUGGUUGUCUAGUGCUUGUACAUUUCAAGAAAAUAUCAAGCACUAAUCAACAGUGGUUAAGAACAAUAUAGUCUUCUGGCAAUGAAAAGCACUUUGUGAGGAUGUAUGUUCAAUACACAAAAAUUAAGCCAGAUAUACAUAAUUACACAAAAAAUGUUGACCUUGCCAA